AUGCUCCGCGACACUGGUCCAGUGCAGCGACGCCUGGCAUUCCGGCCGCGACGCUUUCCUCUCCGACGCACGCACCGUGCAAGCACCGUCGCGACCCACAGCCCCUGCAGGAAUCCUACCUUACGGACCGCCGCUCGUACAAAGGUCACGCAUUCUCGGCACCGUGCAACACGCGGGCUACUAGGCAGACCUGUUGGGACUAUUGACAUUGUUUUCGCUGUACUGGACUCCUCAUUGUGUUGCUGGUUUGUGUCUUCCGUAUCAAGUGCGAGAGCUAGAUACACUUAUCUACUGCCUUGUAGCUGGAAACUGCAUCAACAAUAAAGCGAGAUAUCCUGGAACUACGUUUGCGGU
This is a messenger RNA of Acanthoscelides obtectus, 354 nucleotides long. The record is from the annotation of a GenBank genome assembly. NCBI's taxonomy places the organism in Eukaryota, Metazoa, Arthropoda, Insecta, Coleoptera, Chrysomelidae.